GAGUAAGGACGGUGAGGCCCCGCCUACUAGCUCGGAAGGAGGCGUGGGCAUGGAGGCGGCUGGGGACGCCGAUCCCCGGGCUGACGCUGCUGCCUAGGGCGCCCUGUGGGCUCCGUGGGGGCACGGCCCGGUGCUGCGCGGAUGGCCCUGCUCCCGCGGCACGCGCUCGCCUUCGUCGUCCUCCUCUUCGUGCCUGCCGCUCACAGGUGCCAGGAGCAGGCCCAGACUACCGACUGGCGGGCCACGCUGAAGACCAUCCGGAACGGCGUUCACAAGAUAGACACGUACCUGAACGCCGCCUUGGACCUCCUCGGAGGCGAGGAUGGGCUCUGCCAGUACAAGUGCAAUGACGGAUCUAAGCCUUUCCCACGUUACGGUUAUAAACCCUCCCCGCCGAAUGGAUGUGGCUCUCCACUGUUUGGUGUUCACCUUAAUAUUGGCAUCCCUUCCCUGACAAAGUGCUGUAACCAACACGACAGGUGCUAUGAGACCUGCGGCAAGAGCAAGAACGACUGCGAUGAGGAAUUCCAGUAUUGCCUCUCUAAGAUCUGCCGGGAUGUGCAGAAGACACUAGGACUGGCUCAGCACGUUCAGGGUGAGGAACAAAAUGUGACCGAAAUGGACGCCUUCCGUAAGAGUGAAGUAUUUGAUCCGGCAGAAAAGUACAAAAUGGACCACAAGAGGAGAGGAACUGCUUUAAUCUUCAACCACGAGAGGUUCUUCUGGCAUUUAAUGUUGCCAGAACGGCGGGGCACCAGCGCAGACAGAGACAAUCUAACACGCAGGUUUUCAGAACUAGGAUUUGAAGUGAAAUGCUUUAAUGAUCUUAAAGCAGAAGAACUACUGCUCAAAAUUCAUGAGGCGUCAACCUCUAGCCACACGGAUGCCGACUGCUUUUUAUGUGUUUUCCUGAGUCAUGGUGAAGGCAAUCACAUUUACGCAUAUGAUGCCAAAAUUGAAAUUCAGACACUGACUGGCUUAUUCAAAGGAGACAAAUGUCAAAGCCUAGUUGGAAAACCCAAGAUAUUUAUCAUUCAGGCGUGUCGGGGAGACCAGCAUGACGUGCCAGUCAUUCCUCUGGACGUAGUGGAUCAUCGGACUGACGCACCAGAGGCCAACGUCACCCAGGUGGAUGCGGCCUCCGUGCACACGCUGCCCGCUGGGGCUGACUUCCUCAUGUGCUACUCUGUGGCAGAAGGCUAUUAUUCUCAUCGGGAAACUGUGAAUGGCUCAUGGUACAUUCAAGAUUUGUGUGAGAUGCUGGGGAAAUUCGGCUCCUCCUUGGAGUUCACGGAACUCCUCACUCUGGUGAACAGGAAAGUCUCUCAGCGCCGAGUGGACUUUUGCAAAGACCCAAAUGCAAUUGGAAAGAAGCAGGUUCCCUGCUUUGCCUCAAUGCUAACUAAAAAGCUGCAUUUCUUUCCGAAAUCUAAAUGAUAGGGAAUAUUUUGUUUUAUGUAUCCAUAUUCAAAACAGAUUUUCCAUCUUUUUAUAUAAAUAAAUACCACUAGGUUGAAAUUUAUGAUAAAGUGAUUUGUAGUCUUAAAGGUUUAGUGAGAACUUUAAAGAAUAGUUCAUAUUUGUAUUAGACAUGGUGAAAGGGUUUUGAUAUAUGUGAAAUGAAAUCCUCAGGGAAUUACAAUAAAAAUCCACAAGGAUUUGUAAUACUUGAUUUUUACAGUAAAUCAUAAGGUUACUCUCAAAAUAUCUGGUUCAUUUAACUUGUAUUUUGUUUUUUUAUAAAAGUUUUAUAGUGUAAAAAAAAAAGUUUUAUAGUGUUUUUAAAGGUUUUUGGAAUCCAAGAAUUAGUUGUUUUUCCUUAAUAAAAUAUUUGAAAUUCAUAUUUUAAUUUUUCUAAUGCACUUUCUUAUUUAAUUCAGAGUAGAGUUUUACUUGGUCAUACAAAUUCAUCUACAUAUGGAUUUCCACUUUUUU
Molecule: messenger RNA, 1935 nt
Organism: Lutra lutra (Eurasian river otter)
Lineage: Eukaryota; Metazoa; Chordata; Mammalia; Carnivora; Mustelidae
Gene: PLA2G12A
Product: phospholipase A2 group XIIA
Exons: 9
Coding region: 142-1437 (431 amino acids)
Biological process (GO): proteolysis; phospholipid metabolic process; lipid catabolic process
Cellular component (GO): cytoplasm; extracellular region
Molecular function (GO): A2-type glycerophospholipase activity; calcium ion binding
Source: RefSeq, a predicted model, not a curated record